Molecule: messenger RNA, 6088 nt
Organism: Entrophospora sp. SA101
Lineage: Eukaryota; Fungi; Glomeromycota; Glomeromycetes; Entrophosporales; Entrophosporaceae
Source: the annotation of a GenBank genome assembly
AUGCCAUUGACACCAAACGGUAAAGUUGACAAGAAUUCAUUACCAUUUCCAGAUACUGCCCAAUUUACCACCAAUACUUCAACAAAUAAUGACGGAAAGACAGCUCAACAAAUGACAACAACAGAACAAACAGUUCAUGAGAUAUGGUCACAACUUUUACCAAGUUCGCUAACACCUUCAUUACCUUUAGACGAAAGUUUCUUUGAUCUUGGCGGUCAUUCAAUUCUUGCUACAAGAUUGAUUUUUGAAUUGAGAAAAAAAUGCGGUGUUGAGAUUCCAUUACGAUUGGUAUUUGAAAAAACCACUAUAAGUGAACAAGCCAAAGAAAUUGAUAAUAUAUUAACAAGAGAUUUUAACAUUGCUAAUGAGGAAGAACCCCAACUAUCAUUAUUGCAAAAAAAUAAAAACAAAACUCAACAAGAUUCCAAAAACAACCAAAAAAAGGAUCAUGAAAUUCAAAACGAAUUUGAUUACGCUAAUGAGCUUGAAUCAUUAACAGCCGAUUAUCUUUUAUCAAAAUAUGAACCUAUCAAUGAAGAAAAUUUUUCAAGAAAAAAUUUUUUUGUUACAGGAGUUACUGGAUUUCUUGGUGCUUUCAUAGUUUCAGAUUUGCUCAGUUACCAGAAAGAUGUAAAGGUAAUUGCACAUGUUCGUGCAAAAACAAAAACUCUUGCUUUUCAAAGAGUUAAAGAAAGUUUGAAGUUGCAUUUAGUAUGGAAAGAUGAAUGGGAAUUGGAAGAGAGAAUUGAGGUUGUUUGUGGAGAUUUGGAAAAAGAAAGAUUAGGUAUUAGUGAAGAGGAAUGGGAGCAACUUGCUAAAAAAGUUGAUAUGUGUGAAGAACGAUUAAAUCGUUGGAAACAAAGAUUACAAAACUUGACAGAAAUUCAGUUACCGACUGAUUAUCCACGAGAACUCCCACCAAAAACUGUUGAAGCCAUUCAAUCAUUACAUUUAACUGAAAAAACUGCUUUAUCUGUAUUAAAUCUAUCUCUUUCCAUACCUUCUUCAAAUCUCAAUACAACAAAAGUUGAACAUCCUUCUCCUUUCAUAAUACUUUUAUCUGCUUUCACAAUAUUGUUACAUAAAUAUACCGGCAAUGAAGAUAUAGCAGUUGGUUCUUCCUCUGGUAUUAGAAAUCCACUUGUUUUAAGAUUUUCAAUAAGCCCAAACGAUUCUUUUGAAGAAGUUGUAUUGAAAAUUCAACGAGUAGAACGUGAAGCAACUGAUGAUGAAGUUCCCUUUGAAUUAUUAUUUCCAAGUUUAUUUUCAGACACAAAACCACUUGAUAGUAAUUCAAAAUCUUCUUUAAGAAAAUCAUCAAUUAAUGGAUUAGCACAAAAUUUAAAAUCUCCAUUUCGGGUUCGUUUUUUCAAUCAAACUGAUACUCCUGAAAAUCCACAUUUACAAGCUACCUCCUCCAUUACCGAUCUUACUGUAUUCAUCAAUUCUCAUUCGACUUCUUCACUUCGCCAAGCACUCUUACCCUCGAUCGAAAUACGAAUCACCUACAAUCAAAUUUUAUUUUCUGAAAAAAGAAUCUCGCAUAUUCUAGAUCAACUUGUCGCCGUCAUCAAUAAUGCUGCUCAAAACAAACAAACCAAAAUCUCUGAUAUGUCGAUUCUAAAUGAUAGAUGUCUCGGUAUAAUUCCUGAUCCAAGUGCUGAUUUAAAAUGGUCAGAGUUUCGUGGUUCAAUAACGGAUAUCUUUUCCAAAAACGCAAAAAAUUUCCCAAAGAAACAUUGUGUUGUCGAAUCAACUGUUAGUGCUGGUGAUUUACGUAUAUUUAAUUAUUGUCAAAUUCAUGAAGCUUCAAAUAUUGUUGCGCAUUAUUUAUUAAAAAACGGAAUUGAAAGAGAAGAUGUUGUAAUGAUUUAUGCGCAUCGUAAUGUAGAACUUGUAAUUGCUAUUAUGGGUAUUCUUAAAGCAGGAGCCACAUUCAGUGUAAUUGAUCCAGCUUACCCAGCCGAUCGUCAAAAUAUUUAUCUCUCUGUCGCUACUCCUCGCGGAUUAAUAGUUCUUGAAAAAUCGGGAUUAUUGCAUGAAUCAGUCAGGUCGUAUAUUUAUGAAAAGUUACAAAUUAAAUGUGAAAUUCCAGGAAUGAAAAUAUUAAAUGAUGGUCAAUUGAAGGGUGGAAGUAUUGAUGAUAAUAAUGUCGAUAUAUUUGAUUCAGUGCUUGAGUUGAAAUCCCAAGAUGUUGGUGUAGUUAUUGGUCCCGAUAGUAUUGGAACUUUAAGUUUUACAAGUGGUAGUACUGGGACCCCAAAAGGUGUACGUGGAAGACAUUUUUCACUUACUCAUUAUUAUCCAUGGAUGUCUAAAGUUUUUGAACUUUCUGAGAAUGAUAGAUUUACUAUGCUUAGCGGAAUUGCACAUGAUCCUAUACAACGUGACAUAUUUACGACAUUAUAUCUUGGUGCUGAAUUACAUAUACCAACUACUGAAGAUAUUAGUAUUCCUGGUAAAUUGGCAUCAUGGAUGUCAAAACACCAAAUCACUGUAACACAUUUAACACCUGCUAUGGGUCAAUUACUUUCCACCAAUGCUGUCACACUAAUACCUACUUUACGCAAUGCAUUUUUUGUUGGUGACAUUUUAACAAAACGCGAUUGUAACCGUCUUCAACAUCUCGCACAUAACACUAGAAUUAUCAAUAUGUAUGGAACAACUGAAACUCAACGUUCUGUCUCAUAUUUCCUCAUCCCGCCACUUUCCAUUGAUUCAACAUUUUUAUCAUCACAAAAAGAUGUUAUGCCAGCUGGUAAAGGAAUGCAAAACGUUCAAUUAAUUAUUGUAAACAGACAUAAAAAAGAUAUUUUAUGUGGUGUUGGUGAAAUAGGUGAAAUAUACGUGAGAGCUGGCGGUUUAUGUGAAGGUUAUUUGAGACUUGAUGAAGCUACCAAAGAAAAAUUCUUGUAUAAUUGGUUUGUAGAUAGUCCCCAAGAAAUUGGAAAAAAUGGAGAGGGGGGGGAGAAAGAGGAGGAAUGGAGAAAAUACUGGAAAGGAAAGAGAGAUCGAUUAUAUAAAUCCGUGGAAUGUGUUGGUAGAGCAGAUCAUCAAGUUAAAAUUCGUGGAUUUAGAAUCGAACUUGAAGAGAUUGACUCGCAUCUUUCACAGCAUCCACUUGUUAGAGAGAAUGUUACAUUAGUACGUAGAGACAAAUAUGAGGAACAAACAUUAGUUAGUUAUUUUGUACCUAAUGAAGGUGAUGGACUUGAUGAAUUCCUUAGCUCGACUGAUGAAAGUGAUAGUGUUGUCGAAAACCCUUUACAGGAUCUUACUAAAAGAAGAUAUAGAAGACUUGUUAAACAAAUUAGGGAUUAUUUAAAAUUGAGAUUGCCAAUUUACAGUAUACCAAGUGUAUUUAUUCCUUUAAGAAAAAUGCCAUUGACACCAAACGGUAAAGUUGACAAGAAUUCAUUACCAUUUCCAGAUACUGCCCAAUUUACCACCAAUACUUCAACAAAUAAUGACGGAAAGACAGCUCAACAAAUGACAACAACAGAACAAACAGUUCAUGAGAUAUGGUCACAACUUUUACCAAGUUCGCUAACACCUUCAUUACCUUUAGACGAAAGUUUCUUUGAUCUUGGCGGUCAUUCAAUUCUUGCUACAAGAUUGAUUUUUGAAUUGAGAAAAAAAUGCGGUGUUGAGAUUCCAUUACGAUUGGUAUUUGAAAAAACCACUAUAAGUGAACAAGCCAAAGAAAUUGAUAAUAUAUUAACAAGAGAUUUUAACAUUGCUAAUGAGGAAGAACCCCAACUAUCAUUAUUGCAAAAAAAUAAAAACAAAACUCAACAAGAUUCCAAAAACAACCAAAAAAAGGAUCAUGAAAUUCAAAACGAAUUUGAUUACGCUAAUGAGCUUGAAUCAUUAACAGCCGAUUAUCUUUUAUCAAAAUAUGAACCUAUCAAUGAAGAAAAUUUUUCAAGAAAAAAUUUUUUUGUUACAGGAGUUACUGGAUUUCUUGGUGCUUUCAUAGUUUCAGAUUUGCUCAGUUACCAGAAAGAUGUAAAGGUAAUUGCACAUGUUCGUGCAAAAACAAAAACUCUUGCUUUUCAAAGAGUUAAAGAAAGUUUGAAGUUGCAUUUAGUAUGGAAAGAUGAAUGGGAAUUGGAAGAGAGAAUUGAGGUUGUUUGUGGAGAUUUGGAAAAAGAAAGAUUAGGUAUUAGUGAAGAGGAAUGGGAGCAACUUGCUAAAAAAGUUGAUGUAAUUGUACAUAACGGAGCUUUGGUACAUUGGGUUUAUCCAUAUUCAAAACUACGAGCUGCAAAUGUAAUUGGUACAAUUUGGGCUAUGAGACUUGCAUCGACUCAUCACACUAAAUCUUUUAAUUUUGUUAGUUCAACAUCUGUACUUGAUACAGACCAUUAUGUUAAUCUCAGUGAUUCAAUAAUUGGAAAAGGUGGAAAAGGUAUUUAUGAAAAUGAUGAUUUGAACGGUAGUAGGGUAGGAUUAAGAAAUGGAUACGGGCAAUCUAAAUGGGUUGCAGAAAAAUUGAUUAUGGAAGCUCAUAGUAGAGGACUCCCAGCAACAAUUAUUAGGCCUGGUUAUGUUGUUGGACAUUCUAAAACUGGUGUCACAAAUACAGAUGAUUUUCUUUGGAGAUUAGUUAAAGGAUGUAUUCAACUUGGUUUAAUUCCAACCAUUCAUAAUAUAAUUAACAUGUGUCCAGUUGACUAUGUAUCUAAUUGUAUAGCGAGUGUUUCAUUGUCACCAUCAACAUCUACAUCAAAAUUUAUAUUUCAUAUAACUCAUCCAUCAAAUCCAUCAUUUAGGUUUGAAAAUUUAUUUAAUGCAUUACCACUUUACGGAUACGAAGUUAAAAAAAUUGAAUAUAUUAUAUGGAGAGAUAGGUUAAUGGAAUUCACAUUGAAAGCUCAAGAUAAUGCUUUAUAUCCUUUGCUACAUUUUGUUCUUGAUGAUUUACCAGCAUCAACCAAAUCUCCUGAAUUGGAUGACAGCAAUACACAAGAAAUUAUUGCCAGCAAGGAGGAAAAAUUUCAAGGUAUAGAUGAGAAAUUAAUGGGUAUUUAUUUAGGAUAUUUGGUUAAAGUGGGAUUUUUAGAUAAACCGCAAAAAAACCCCGUUUUGGAAUUACCAGAUGUUUCUGCUGCUAUUAAUGACAUCAAAGCAUUGAAAAGAAGUGAUAGAAAUGGUGUAUAUAGAGCAUUUCCUUUUAUGAAAUCCAUUUUAUCAAUUGAUAAACCAUCAGUUAUGUCAUUGUCUCUUACUUUAGCACACCCAAUAGCAUUACAGGAUUUAAUUGAGGAGCUGAAUUAUUAUUAUGCUCUUCAUAAUAAAUUUGAUGAUGAUAGAUUUGUGGUUGUUGCAAUUGAUAACUUUGAUUCUCUUGAUCUUGAUAAGUCAAUACUGGUUGUUCUUGAUAUAUUUGUUGUAUUGGCUGUUCUUGAUAUAUUGACUGUAUUGGUUGUUCUUGAUAUGUUGGUUGUAUUGGUUGUUCUUGAUAUAUCGGCUGUAUUGAUUGUUCUUGAUAAACUUGUGCCACUUGAUAAUUUUGUUCCUCUUGAUAGAAUACUGGUUGUUCUUGAUAUAUUUGUUGUAUUGGCUGUUCUUGAUAUAUUGACUGUAUUGGACGAUCCUCAUCUUCGUGGGCCCGGUAGAUCUAUCUUUGAUUUUUCCGAUUUUUAUAAGGUGAGCGUUCUCACUGGACAUGUUGUUGAGUUUUAUAUUAAUGAAGUUACGCUGGCUAGAGACCUGUUAGCAGAUAUCCAAAAAGGAUUGAAAUACGAGUAUAUGCUUUACAAACAGAUUGAAAAGAACAAUGUCUUGAGUUAUUCUAAUAAAACUCAAUUUUACGUUGAUGGAAAUUGGAUUAAUAUAAGUGACGGGAACAUAGACCUUCAUGAAGUUGAAAGAUUUAUUGGUACAAUGGUUGAUCAACUUAAUAAAUUUGGUUUUUUUGUUUCAAAUGUUGGAUAUUCUGAAAAAGCCAUUAAUCAAUCACAAUUUAAAAAUAAAAAUAAUAGAAAAAUUAUAGAUCCAUCUAUCUAUGAUGAAAUCACCAUUGAUAAUUUAGAAAAAGAUUCUAAUCUACCUAUUACAAAAGAUGGUACAAUUAACGUUGCUG